CCUGCAACCACAAACACCCCUAACAAUUGGUACCUCCCGCAACCUCUCCGACCAUGGAGACGGCAAUGAAAGCUUGGGAGCUCGAAAACUCCAUCAAGCUCGUCGAUCCUACAAAGGACGCUCUUUACUCCUACUCGACCACCUCCCAGAAAGCCAUCAACGAAGCCCGGCCAUGGCGUAGUGACCCUCACCACUUCACCAGUGUGCGCGUCUCCGCCGUCGCAUUACUGAAAAUGGUCAUGCACGCACGCUCAGGCGGCUCACUCGAGGUCAUGGGCCUCAUGCUUGGAAAAAUCGAGGCCAACACGUUCAUCGUGACGGAUUCGUUCCGCCUCCCCGUCGAAGGCACCGAAACGCGCGUGAACGCCCAAGACGAGGCUAAUGAGUACAUGGUGGAAUUCCUGUCGCGGGCACGGGAGGCUGGACAGCUCGAGAAUGCCGUUGGCUGGUAUCAUUCACACCCUGGGUAUGGGUGCUGGUUAUCCGGCAUCGACGUCUCAACCCAGAAAACGCAGCAGAUGUACCAAGACCCGUUUGUUGCCGUCGUCAUCGACCCGGAUCGCACUGUCUCCGCUGGCAAAGUGGAGAUCGGUGCAUUCCGUACAUUUCCCGAAGAAUACGUCAAGGACAAGGAAAAGGCGGCGAGCUCUAAAGCAGGUGGUGGCGGGGUGGGAGAGGAUGGCUUCCAAACGAUCCCGCUCGGCAAGAUUGAAGACUUCGGCGCCCAUGCAAACCACUACUACGCCCUUGAAGUGUCUCACUACAAAUCCUCGCUUGACACAAAGAUACUCGAAGCUCUGUGGAACAAGUACUGGGUCGGUACGCUGUCCGCCUCGCCCCUGUUUUCGAAUCGCGAAUAUGGUACGAAGCAAAUUCAAGACCUAGCCCGCAAGAUGAAGCAGGAGGAGCGAAGCUUAAAGGGUUAUAAGGGGGGAGGCGGGUUUGGGGGAAGUAUUGGCAUGGAGGGGAGGGAAAGGGGGCAGUUGGCGAAGUUGGGAGCGGCCAGCGAGAAGAUCUGUAGAGAGGAGGAAAUGGGUUUGCUAGCUGCGAAGGUUAAGGAGAAGGUGUUUUGUUUGAAUGGUGCGGAGCAGGAGGUUGAGAUGAAGAGCUGAGGGUGGAUGCGGAGAGAGUUCACUCACAUGCAUGGCAAGGCGUAGGCCCUCUUGGAAUUCGAGGCGGGAUGAAGGAGAGGAGGGCGAACAGGGUUUAGAUGGCAUAGCUGGUGCAACACCUGCUAGACGUGAAGACAGGCACGUCUCAUGAAUCGAGCCCGUGAUUUUAGGACCGAACUGUGGAGGCUAGGUCAGGUCAUGACGCAUAUCAUAUAUAGAUAUAAUACAAUGGCUGGCGGGACCUAUUACAAGUUCUCGCU
Messenger RNA from Lindgomyces ingoldianus, 1372 nucleotides. RefSeq names its product Mov34-domain-containing protein. Gene Ontology annotation, cellular component: COP9 signalosome; cytoplasm. Gene Ontology annotation, molecular function: protein binding; deNEDDylase activity; metallopeptidase activity. The record is from RefSeq and is a predicted model, not a curated record. The transcript has 2 exons. NCBI's taxonomy places the organism in Eukaryota, Fungi, Ascomycota, Dothideomycetes, Pleosporales, Lindgomycetaceae. The coding region runs from base 54 to 1112 and encodes 352 amino acids. Gene Ontology annotation, biological process: protein deneddylation.